This is a messenger RNA of Lachancea fermentati, 1644 nucleotides long. Lineage: Eukaryota; Fungi; Ascomycota; Saccharomycetes; Saccharomycetales; Saccharomycetaceae. The record is from the annotation of a GenBank genome assembly.
AUGACCUACGGCUCCAGAGACCAGCAAUUCAAUAGAGACAACUACAACUCUCGCGGUGGCGACUUCCGUGGUGGUAGAUCUUCCGACAGAAACUCCUACGGUAGAGACAACCGUUCCGGUGGUGGUCGUGGAGGUUUCUCGCGUUCUUUCCACACUCAACCUCAAGAGCUUAUUGCUCCAAACUGGGAUGAGGAGUUGCCAAACUUGCCAAAGUUUGAGAAGAACUUCUAUGUUGAGCAUGAAACCGUGCGCAACCGUUCCGAUGCUGAGGUUGAGGCGUUCAGAAAGGAAAAUGAGAUGACCAUUUACGGUAAGGACAUUCCAAAGCCAAUCACUACUUUUGACGAAGCAGGCUUUCCUGACUACGUUUUGAGUGAGGUGAAGGCUGAGGGUUUUGAAAAGCCUACUGGUAUUCAAUGCCAAGGGUGGCCUAUGGCUUUGUCAGGUAGAGACAUGAUCGGUGUUGCUGCUACCGGUUCUGGUAAGACCUUGUCUUACUGUUUGCCAGGUAUCGUGCACAUCAACGCUCAGCCACUUCUUUCUCCUGGUGAUGGCCCUAUCGUUUUGGUGUUGGCUCCAACCAGAGAAUUGGCUGUCCAAAUUCAAAAGGAAUGCUCCAAGUUCGGUAAGUCCUCCAGAAUUAGAAACACUUGUGUCUACGGUGGUGUUCCACGUGGUCAACAGAUCAGAGAUUUGACCAGAGGUGCAGAAAUUGUUAUCGCCACUCCAGGUAGAUUGAUUGAUAUGUUGGAAAUUGGUAAGACCAACUUGAAGAGAGUCACCUAUUUGGUUCUUGACGAAGCAGAUAGAAUGUUGGAUAUGGGUUUUGAGCCUCAAAUCAGAAAAAUUGUUGAUCAAAUUAGACCUGACAGACAAACCUUGAUGUGGUCUGCUACCUGGCCUAAGGAAGUUCAACAGUUGGCCAGAGAUUACUUGCACGACCCUAUCCAGGUCAACGUUGGUUCUUUGGAAUUGGCUGCUUCUCACAACAUUACUCAACUUGUCGAAGUUGUCUCUGAGAUGGAAAAACGUGAUCGUUUGCUCAAGCACUUGGAGACUGCUUCUGAGGAUAAGGACUCUAAGAUCUUGAUCUUCGCUUCCACCAAGAGAACUUGUGAUGAGAUCACCAAAUAUUUGAGACAAGAUGGAUGGCCCGCCUUGGCAAUUCACGGUGACAAGCAGCAACAGGAGCGUGACUGGGUUUUGCAAGAGUUCAGAACUGGUAGAUCCCCUAUCAUGGUAGCAACCGAUGUUGCAGCCAGAGGUAUUGAUGUCAAGGGUAUCAAUUAUGUUAUCAACUACGACAUGCCAGGUAACAUUGAGGACUACGUUCACAGAAUUGGUAGAACUGGUAGAGCUGGUGCUAAAGGUACUGCUGUGUCCUUUUUCACUGAAGCCAAUAAGGGUCUAGGUGCCCAAUUAAUUGGAAUUAUGAGAGAAGCCAAUCAGCAAAUCCCACCAGAAUUGAUGCAAUAUGACAGAAGACCUUACGGCGGUCACCCAAGAUAUGGCCGUGGCGGUCGCGGUGGUUAUGGUCGCGGUGGCCGCGGUGGCUAUGGUCGUGGUCGUGGUGGUUUCGGUGGACGUGGUAGAGAUUCUGGCUGGGGUUCUAGAAAUGGUGGGAACAGAUCUGUAAACUACUAA